ACGAGGAAGAGUCGGUAAGCAGAGGGAGAAAAACACCAUUAUCAGCCAUGGCUCCCAGGAAGAGAACCACCAAACAGCGUAAAAACAACCCCAAGACGGCCAAGCUGGAGGCUUUCCUGGAGGACUUCGACAUCGAAGUAAAGACAAGAGUUGAACAACUGAAAGAGAAGAUGAACCAGCUGCUGAAAGAUGUGGACAACAGCUACAACAUGGCACUGAUUAAGCUCCCCAAAGCAGUCAGGCAAAUGAACUGGUUGGAAUAUUGCAAGUCUGAGAAACCAAAGUCACCACAGGUGGAUGAUACGAAGAGAGAAGAGGAAGCAGCAAUAGUUGAGAGUGUCGUGGCCGAGGAUCACGCCGUCCUUCUAAAAUCAGUCAAGAAAACAGCGACAAAGAAAAAGGCUGGAAGCAAAUCCUGUUCAGAGGAUGAAAACGCCCCGGGCACAGUGAAGAAGGGUAAGGCAACGAGGAAGCCUCCAACUACCUCCAAAAGAGCAAAAGCACUUUCAAUCAGCAAGCAAAACACCUCCAUCAGAAGAUCCUCAAGGAAACCCAUGAUCACUCCUGCCAGAAACAUGCUGGAUUCUUCUUUGUUGAUGGGCUCGACUCCUCUCAUCACCCCACGCUUUGACCCAAGGCUCCCCAAGACCCCCGCUGUGAGAAUUCCCCGCCACAAAGAGAGGGUCUACAGCAUUUCCGUCAACGGCUCUCCCAUUGCAGCAGGCGACACUGACAUCGUCAUCAACGUUCCCAUCGGCAACGGAGAGAGUAUUCAGCUGCUGGCCAGUCAGAUGGACUCAGUGGAUCUGUCACUCCUGGAUGAAACCGCCCUAAGGAGCAUUCGACAGUUGCAGAAUCGCCUCACAACACUGUGUGGAACAUCACAGUGAUUCAACAUCCUGAUGUGGACUUGUACAGAACUUCUUACAAAUUUUAUCUUUAUUUCAGAGCUUUUCUUCUCUGGGCAUGGUAUGGCUUUUUUUUUUUUUUUU
Scomber japonicus (chub mackerel) is the source of this 992-nucleotide messenger RNA. RefSeq names its product cell division cycle associated 8 (gene cdca8). Gene Ontology annotation, biological process: mitotic sister chromatid segregation. The coding region runs from base 48 to 890 and encodes 280 amino acids. The record is from RefSeq and is a predicted model, not a curated record. NCBI's taxonomy places the organism in Eukaryota, Metazoa, Chordata, Actinopteri, Scombriformes, Scombridae. The transcript has 11 exons. Gene Ontology annotation, cellular component: chromosome passenger complex; chromosome, centromeric region; spindle midzone.